AUGGGCGCCAAGCAGUCGCGCGUGGUGACGCCAGAGACGGCAGCAGAGCUGCGCCCUGAGGACGACUACGAAGCGGAGACGCGGACCUCUAUUCGUCUUACGCCGGCGCUCAUUGACCAGAUCAAUGGCACCCACGGGGCGGCAAACAAGGCCAAGCAGGCAGUCAGCGGGCUCACUCCGCAACAGCAGGAGUUUGUGAAGAACCAGCUGCAGUCGGCCUACGCCAAGGGCGCUGAGGACUACCGCAAGAAGAUGGCGGCCGAUCCCGAGAAGCAGCAGAAGGCUGCGACUGCGCUGAGUCCCGCGAAGCAGGCCCAGCUUGCGAAAGAGCAGGAAGAGCGCGAGCACCAACGCGUGGAGCAGCUCGUGGUGGCGAUUCGCAAGAAAAAGUACCGCGCACCAUUGCGAGACGUGCAGUGUUCGUCUGAGCGCGACGCGUGCUUGGAGUGCUACCGAGACGAGAAGAGCAAUGUCUUGAACUGCAAGGAAGUGGCCGACGCUUUUGUGCACUGCGCUCGGCAACACACUGAGACCUUUGUGGGCGAGAACUGA
Molecule: messenger RNA, 552 nt
Organism: Hyaloperonospora brassicae
Lineage: Eukaryota; Oomycota; Peronosporomycetes; Peronosporales; Peronosporaceae
Source: the annotation of a GenBank genome assembly